Indicator indicator is the source of this 1222-nucleotide messenger RNA. RefSeq names its product RNA 5'-phosphate and 3'-OH ligase 1 (gene RLIG1). Gene Ontology annotation, biological process: response to reactive oxygen species. The coding region runs from base 1 to 975 and encodes 324 amino acids. The record is from RefSeq and is a predicted model, not a curated record. Lineage: Eukaryota; Metazoa; Chordata; Aves; Piciformes; Indicatoridae. Gene Ontology annotation, molecular function: RNA ligase (ATP) activity. The transcript has 7 exons.
AUGAACCGGCGAGGUGCGGUGCAAAAGAAGGUUCCGUGUUUAUUCGUGACCGAAAUGAAGGAGGAGCCAUCGGCUAAGCGGGAGCGCCAGCCAUUUAAAGUUUUGGCAACUGAAACUCUCAGUGGAAAAGCUUUAGAGGCAGAUCUGUCCAGUGCCAUUCCUACUGAAAAGGUGGAUGGGACCUGCUGCUAUGUCACUGCCUAUAAAGGGAAGCCCUGCCUGUGGGCCAGGCUGGACCGGAGACCCUCCAAGCAGGCUGAGAAGAGGUUCAGACACUCCCUGUAUGCACUGGAUGGCUGCAAAGAAUUUGUUUGGAAUGUUGAAGAGGAUUUCAAGCCUGUUCCAGACACCUGGAUUCCAGCCAAGGACAUUGAGUUCUCUAAUGGCAACCCUUUGCCUGAUGAAAAUGGCCACAUGCCAGGCUGGGUGCCCGUGGAGAAGCACAGCAAGCAGCACUGCUGGCACUGCUCUGCUGUCAGCUACGAGGCAGAGGUGGCUCUGGUGCUGAGGCACCACAGGGAGCCAGGCCUGCUGGAGAUCAGCCCUGUGCCCCUGGCAGAGCUGCUGGAGCAGACCCUGGAGCUGAUUGGGACCAACAUCAAUGCCAAUCCCUACGGGUUAGGAAGCAAGAAGCAGCCAGUGCACCUUCUUGUUCCACAUGGAGCUUUUGAGAUCAAGAACCCCCCUGCUCUGAAACAAAAAGCCAUCCUCUCUUGGUUUGAGGGCUGCAGUGAGGGGAGAGUGGAAGGAAUUGUAUGGCACUGCCAUGAUGGCUGCUUGAUCAAGCUCCAUCGCCACCACCUAGGCUUACGCUGGCCCCUGGCAGAGCCUCACCUGAGUUCCCAGCCUGUGGUCAUCUCUUUCCACACAACUGAGCACCACUUUGACUUUGAACCAAAGAGUUUGUUUCACCAUUUUGCCAAGCUGGAUGGGCAAAGAUUUGACAGACUCCAGGACAUCAAGUUUGAUGCUUGAAAUCAUCUUCCUCUUCCCAGUGACCUGUUUGCUCUGCUGCCUUCCUCUCACUUCUGUCUCCCUGGACCUCUGCAGGUUAUCUCCCAGCUUAGGCAGCAGGCCAGGUGCUUGCUGCCAGAUGUUCCUCGAGAACUAACUUUAUUCCGAAAAAUCCUCCCCUUCUCAGGGGAACUGUUAGGGUUGAGUGUCAGAAACCUGCUGUCUCUCAUUGGCUGGUCCUGGUGCCUUAGCUGGGGAAGGCACUCUG